AAACAAACCUUCAACAGCUUGAGCAUUGACGUGUUUAUAAACGAUUAUGCAAGUCUAUUGUUGUCGCGUCAAUUGACAGCCUCGUUUAUGUCCCAAGCAGUCGGGCGUCAACCCAAGUCUAUGGAAGAAACCACCGUGCUCACUGUGGAGAGCUAUCAUAGCUCAGGCACAAGCUCAGGCACGGAAAACUCAAGAAACAGUUCGUAACAUACUGACAAAUAGAUGACGCGUUGCGCUGGAAUAAAUUGUUGCGCGUAAAAGUGAAUAUGCGAAUGAGACUCUACAGAAGGUCCCUCCCUACAUGCCUAGCUAUGGAUAUGAGACGAGGGGAAGCACUGGUCGGAUGAUAUGGAUGCAAAGGAAAACAACGGAGUCUCAAGGCGAUGUAACAGUAUCAACUGGGCUAUUCCCUGACCCCUAGAGAGGAUCCGGCACUUGUUGUGAGAUGUGAAGAUGAUCUGAAGGCUUGUCGAAGAUGGGGGUUUCUAUACAAAUCGUGACAAUAGCGGAUUCCUCUUCUAUGAAGGAAUCGUGGUGUCGUUCGACGUUCAGGCGUAUCGACUAUGGUAGGAACGGAUCUUCAGGUGUAGCAAAUUUAGUAGUAGAGCUGAAGAAUAGACUAAAACAUUCGAGAUGAAAACAAAUCGAGAUCGGUUGCGGACUGAGCGAUAGACUGUCAAGAUGAAAGGAC
Fusarium redolens is the source of this 691-nucleotide messenger RNA. RefSeq lists its product as uncharacterized. The record is from RefSeq and is a predicted model, not a curated record. The transcript has a single exon. Lineage: Eukaryota; Fungi; Ascomycota; Sordariomycetes; Hypocreales; Nectriaceae. The coding region runs from base 476 to 637 and encodes 53 amino acids.